AUGGAGGCGACAGCUGGCCAACAUGAUGCGAGGAGAAGGAGAGAGAGGGAGAAGAAGAAGAAGAAGAAGAAGAAGAAGAAGAAGAAGAAGAAGAAGAAGAAGAAGAAGAAGAAGAAAAAGAAGAAGAAAAGGAAGCUUGAGAGAAGAGAUGAGAAAAGCAAGGGAACGAAAAGAAAGGCAAAGAAAGGGAAAAGAAAAGGGAGAUCUUGA
Molecule: messenger RNA, 210 nt
Organism: Ascochyta rabiei
Lineage: Eukaryota; Fungi; Ascomycota; Dothideomycetes; Pleosporales; Didymellaceae
Exons: 1
Coding region: 1-210 (69 amino acids)
Source: RefSeq, a predicted model, not a curated record